Rhipicephalus microplus (southern cattle tick) is the source of this 561-nucleotide messenger RNA. Its product is annotated as probable pseudouridine-5'-phosphatase. Lineage: Eukaryota; Metazoa; Arthropoda; Arachnida; Ixodida; Ixodidae. The record is from RefSeq and is a predicted model, not a curated record.
AUGGCGUACCGGCGCGAUAAACGCAAGCGGUGUUACCCGCUGGACCAAGGCGCAGCUGACGAGCCCUCAAAGCGCCGCUUGCAGGGUGUGGUCCUUUAUAGGCAGGCGAUGGAAAGGCUGAUGUUGAUGAUCCUGGAGAUGCCUUAUAUACCACCUUAUGCGUGCUUUGUUGGUGCCGAAAGGCUGGUGCGCCACCUAGAUGCGCAUGUCAUGCCUAUGGCCAUUGCGAUCGGCUCCAAGCGACGCACCACGUCGAACUGCUGCCCUCCUUUCAUCACGUGGUCGGCUGUACGCGUGUUUGAAUAUGCGGUGAAGGGUGUCAUCGUUGCCUUAGCUGCUGGAAUGCAAGUCGUCAUAGUUGCCGAUCCCCGCAUCGACGAAGAACACCGGCGUCAGACCACCACCUACAUCGCCUUGCUUCUUGAGUUCAAGGCAGAGCUCUUUGGUCUUCCACCCAUCGAGACUGCUUCCCUGUACCCAAAGCAGCUUCAGGGAACUUUCAUUCAACCCUCCACGGCACAUCGCUCCUUGACCGAUGCAAGCCUUCGAAUAAAAGUGUGA